AUGGUCGUCGAAUUGAUGAAUUGUGGCGGGUGUAAGGAGCGAUUCUUCAGGGAAGACGUCGUCAGGGGCGAAGUCAUCUCCCUAUUGAAUCGAAUGUGGCACAAAGAGCAUAUUCAGUGUGUUUUUUGUAAGCUUACCAUCACCGAUGAGAGAUACUUCCGUUCCAACGUCGACCCGAUGAAACCUGCGUGCUACGCGUGUCAUAUUCAGACAACUCAUCCGGCGUGUGUUGGCUGCUCCCUUCCAAUAAUCGAGCGUGGCCUUGUCGCAUUCGACCGUCUCUUCCAUAUCGAUUGCUUCCGUUGCGCCAUUUGUCAUAAAACGAUUCCCCAGCGUCGUGGAUUCUACGAGAGAGACCUGAUGCUCUAUGAUGAGUCCUGUUAUAUGAUGUACAUCAAGGAUCUGCCGCCGGACGAGGAUGCUCCGCCUACGUGA
Molecule: messenger RNA, 435 nt
Organism: Caenorhabditis remanei
Lineage: Eukaryota; Metazoa; Nematoda; Chromadorea; Rhabditida; Rhabditidae
Exons: 4
Coding region: 1-435 (144 amino acids)
Source: RefSeq, a predicted model, not a curated record